Echinostoma caproni is the source of this 2439-nucleotide messenger RNA. The record is from the annotation of a GenBank genome assembly. Lineage: Eukaryota; Metazoa; Platyhelminthes; Trematoda; Plagiorchiida; Echinostomatidae.
CUACGCGCACUCACACUGUGCAUUCUCGGGCAAUUGUGUCGAAUUCCGACCUGGGCACGACGUUUCAACGCACAUCCUCCUAGUCUGGAAACCCAGACAUUAUUGACCACACACAAUCGGCCCAUGUCCUCUUCAGUCGGGAAACUGUGGGAUAUAGCUCUGUCUCAUCUGCUCGAUGUGAACGAGUCUUGUGUGAUCCGGGUACAGGCGGUUCACCUGCUUCUGAAUUUAACCGCCCUGCCAAUGAAUCCGCGUCACUCCGGUAUAUUUCUACCGCCUUCGGCAAAUCAAACCGAACAGCCUAAUGGAUUACGACCGUCUGUGUCCGAGACUCUGAGACGAUCUCUUGCGAGAGGUAGUAUAAAUUCAACUGUGGCUGAAUUAUCAACCCAAGCUGCCAGAAGGUUACAGUCGAAUGAAAGAGAGGAUCCGGACGACAGUACCGAAACAACAACAGGCAGAGAUGCAUCUGAUGAAACAUCGAGCGUUUGUGAUCGCAUGUCGGCUGGUGAUCGACCCACCGCAACUACUAAUGAUGACAAUGACGAUAGUAGCACAAUCGACCUGCGCUUGUUAUUCAACUCCGAUUUGGAAUCGAGUGAAAUACGCAAUAAUUUCGCCGAGCUCAUUCAGUAUUUACAGCCUUGGUUCAAUGAACUAUUCCCGGCUGCACAAAUUGAAAGGGAAAACGGAGAACAACCACCUAAUACCAAUUGGGACUUGGUUGCAGACAAUGUGGGGGUGGAGCGGGAAGGUAUUUUGGAUCCGGAUCAGGUGGCACGUUCUGCAUUACUGUUCCACAUGUCCUCAGUUCCCCGUAACACCCUUCUACCGUGCUUUUUCAACUCAGAUGGCGGUUUCUAUUUACUGGGACUACCGGCACUGCAACAAUUGCUCAUUAGUCUCCAUGUGCUCGACUAUUUGCAUCAGUUACUCGGCACGUAUUUACCUCAACCCCUGUUCGAUCCGAUCCGGUGGUAUGGAUUAACUGUCAGUUCCUCCCGCACAUUAACCGAUUUCCCGGAUUCAGUUGACAGUGAACUUCGUGUAGGCGGUCUCGCCACCGAACAGUCGAAUCGUCAAAUUGCUGGUUCCGGGACUCAGGUGGCAAGCACAAACUCUAAUCCAAACGUCAUAUGCACCCCCUUACUUGCCGGUGCCGUGUGCCAGUUGUUAGUCAAUCUGCUUCAUCACUUACCGAAAUUUGUUCCGGCCGAGCUCAUACGUCUUCGAAUUCAUGCCUUGCUGAUGAAUGUGGUGGAUCCAAACCUGUUAGAGGUUGUCGUGUGCGGUUUGCAAACGUCUGGUGGCGGUGAUUCGUCAUUUUCUCCUUCUACCUGUUCUCCGUCUACACCGCUGGGCAGACAAAGCCCGUGGUUUGUUGGUCAUAAGCAUUUGGUGCAGUGUUUUGCUAGUUGCCUGCGUGUGUUACGCUGCCAAGCGGCAAUGCAUUUGGCAACUCGUUCAGCUCUGAAAUCGGAUGCUCUUUUCCUGGUCCGCCUCAUACGAAGUGUAAAAAAUUACAAUCAUUUGGAAGUGUGGGCUCCGAUGUGGCAUGAAAUGUUUGCUCUAAUCACCUGUCUACUUCUCGGAUCAGAUCCCAGCGAUGCCAGUGGGGAUCUGAAUGUUCGACUUAUUUUGCAACCGCUUUCAACGCGUGUGGAUUGCUGGUUAGAAAUCCUCCUUGCAUUGAUUGAUCGAGCCGAAAUGCGACUAAAUGCAGACCAGUCCAGGUGGUCGCAUGUGCGAAACUCUAGUCAACUGUGCUGUAAACAAGCGCGUUCAGCUCUGAACUUCUUUAUCGUCGUCCUAUCGCAUCACCGUCCAUUGUCAUUGAACCCGGUUAUUGAGGCACUGGAUGCGCUUCAUCAUCCAGAAGCGAAGGCUCUCCAACUGGUUGAACCUGACUCAUCUUCGAAGCAUAAUUUGCUAGUUAAGGAUGCAUCAUCGCGACAAAAACAACCCAAUGUUGUCGUCCGCUUGACCCGACGUCUGAUGACCUUGGUCUCUUCCAGUUCCGUGCUUCUGGAUAAAACAUGUGAGGUGCAGUCGGUUCACUUGACAACCUAUCGACGCUCUUUACGCUCUGCGCUACAAACGCUGCUCGGUUGUUGUCGAUCUGCCAAAGCCGUUGCUUUAGAAGAUGGCAUUUUAGAAGAAUUGGUGGUAAGCACACAACUGUUACAGGCAAAACUCGAUUUGUGUGGACUAACCGCUGCCAUGGAAACCAAUAUAAUCGAUUCCGGUGCUGCUCGAUCUCGCUCACUCGGUCUGCUAUCUGAACGGAAAAAACAACAGACCGUACGGCAGUGGAACGUGCUCACGGAUGAACUGAUCGCUCAAUGUGAGAUUAUGCACAAUCUAGUGUACAUUUACCCGGACGCUCGUAAACGAGCUAUUGAGGCUGGUUUACCACAGGUAAUGUUGUCAUGUUUAUAG